Batrachochytrium dendrobatidis JAM81 is the source of this 393-nucleotide messenger RNA. RefSeq lists its product as uncharacterized. NCBI's taxonomy places the organism in Eukaryota, Fungi, Chytridiomycota, Chytridiomycetes, Rhizophydiales. The transcript has 2 exons. The coding region runs from base 1 to 393 and encodes 130 amino acids. The record is from RefSeq and is a predicted model, not a curated record.
AUGAUGGUGGGCGGACGACGAGAGCGCAGAAGCAGCACUCAUGGUGAUGUCUUAUGCGAAGCUAGUCAACCUCAGUCUGGAGCUGGUAUAGGGAUGAACCCAGCAGUUGGAAUCACUUUAGGUGUUUCUGGAAUUGAUGAUCCACCUUUUAUUCAAUCGCUCCAGCAAAGCCAUCCUGCGCGAACUGUUGAACCGGACUGGUUUACGCUGGGUAAUAGUUUUCUAUUUGGUCGUGACGGGGUUUCCAUCAACGAAGCAAAGGCUGUUCAAUACUAUAAAUUGGCUGCUUGCAAUCCGGAAGGAAGCUCAGAUGCCAUGAUAUUCUCAAUUCUUGCAAUCCAAUGUCCAUCAUAUCGUGGCUUUGAGCCUGCUCUUGUUUCAUACUUGGCAUAG